This is a messenger RNA of Clunio marinus, 216 nucleotides long. NCBI's taxonomy places the organism in Eukaryota, Metazoa, Arthropoda, Insecta, Diptera, Chironomidae. The record is from the annotation of a GenBank genome assembly.
AUGAUCAAGAUUCUACGUGAUAUUUCAAAUGUACAAGAACUUCCUGCAGAGUUUAAAGCUUCCUACUUCUUAUCCAAUUUAAAUUGUCCUCAGGAAAAUCAAGACAUAAAGAAUAGCAUAAAGAUUUUCAUGGAGAAAAUUAUGCGAGGUAUUAAACGAACGCUUUGGUGUUUGGGUUCCAGUGAAAAAGAGUUAAAAUGUAAAGCAGAAAUUUAA